AUGGGCGAACUAGAUGACCAUGACCAUGAUCAUGAUCAUGACCAACUCACCACUAAGCGUCGGCGACGGAGUCGACGAGCUCCGUCAGAUCGCAAGUUUGAAUGCUCCCAUGAGGGCUGUGGGAAGAGCUAUUCGCGCGCCGAACAUCUGUAUCGGCACCAGUUGAACCAUACCCCCAAGCAAAUCUUUCGCUGCGACUUUCCAAACUGCCAUCGCUCGUUUGUACGGCAGGAUCUAUGUAUUCGUCAUCGCGAACGCCAUACUACGCGCGGUUCGCAACUGCAGAAACGCGACAGCUUCACGCACGACAACCUGCAUGGCUCCCCUCCGAAAUCUCUCAUGUCGGUGGUCUCACCCACAUCCCCCUCGAUGACACCGACGGACUACCCAUUCCUAGCCAACCAUCCUGCACCUGUUUCCAAGUCCCCGACCAAUUCCACAAAUACCUACUCCUUGCCAACCGCUACGCCCACCACCAUUGAUACAACUGGGGUCCCAGUGUCCGGUUACACCGACUUCUCAGGUGCCAUCAGCCAAACAGAUCCCCUGCUGGAGUUUGAUUCGAUGCAAAAUGCAUAUCCCAUCUUCGGCGGCGAGACCUACAACCGCUCCCCUUUUGCCAUGGCCGAUGAUUUUGCGGCUUGGUUGUUCAGCGAACCGCUGGCUCCCCUGGGGUACGGAAUGAUGCCCUUUGGACAGAACCAAUUUUACAUGAAUGACCCCUCGUACAACAACUUUUGUACGGUCAUUCCACAGCACCCAAUGAGCGUUACCAGCAUUCUCGAUUCAUCGUCCCUACCAGCGAUCAUCUCGGAGGAAAAGCGGCAAGAGAUCCUUCACCUGAUGGCCAGCCGCUUCAACGAAGCCGCCUCUUCCGCCGAAGGCAAACGGAAGGAUGCGCUGAUGGAGGGAGACUUGAAUAGUGACCGUCACGUGCUGAGUUUACGACUGAUGCAAACCUACAUUGGCUCCUACUGGUGCCAUUUCCACCCUCAGCUGCCGAUCCUACACCAGCCCACGUUUGCAGCCGAUCGCACGCCGACCCUGCUGCUUCUCGCGGUGAUGGCCAUCGGGGCAGCCACGCUCGAUAAAGCGCAUGGUCAAGCGACGACCGAGGCUGCUGCCGAACUGGCAACCUUUAUCGCCUGGCAUCUGCGCUGGGAGAUUUUCAUGGAUCCCGACUUUCGGCCUCCUGCGCGGCUUUGGGUGUUUCAGGCGCUGUUGCUGUUGGAAGUUUACGAGAAAUCCUUCUCGACGCGAGCCCUUCAUGAACGAGCCCACAUUCAUCAUGACACGACCCUGACUCUGAUGCGCCGUGGAAGUUCGCUGAUUGGCCGAUCAUCCUUCGACACCCCCGAGUCCCGCGAGGAAGACGAGUCGUGGGCGCAUUGGAUCAAAGCCGAGGCGACGAGACGUGCGGCAUUUGCGGCCUUUGUGCUUGAUUCGACGCAUGCGACCAUGUUUGGACACUCUGCCAAGAUGGUCGCGCAUGAACUGCGACUGCCGCUGCCCUGUGAUGAGGCUCUGUGGGCGGCCACCAGCGCCGCCGAGGUCGCCCGGGUACAAUCGAGUCUACAAUCGCACGGCGUCCGACCGGUCAUGUUCUUGGACGGGCUGAAGCGUACGUUGAACGGACAACCGGUGCGCACCAACACCUUUGGCCGCAUCGUCCUCAUGGCUGGCUUGCUCAGCGUGAGCUGGCAUUUGAACCAGCGGGAUCUCCAGGUGAGCUCGCUGGGCGUGGGCCAGACUCUCGGCGGGCGCGAUAAAUGGCGCACGGCGCUCUUGCGCGCGUACGACAACUGGCGUCGCGACUUUGACGAAGCUCUGGGGUCCGCGGUCACUGCGGAAUCGGAAUCGCGCGAUGUGCUGCAUGGGCUGGCACACAUGGCUUCCCACGUGGACAUCGCCGAUCUACAAAUCUUUGCUGGGGCGGGCCGGCUCAUGGGCCGAUCGAUCACGGCUCGUGAUUAUAGCGCUGCGCGAGAAAAGACCGUCCGGUGGGCAAGCAAGGCUUCCGCGCGCGAUGCGACCUUUUACGCGCUCCGGUUCCUGAAGACGUGUUUCAUGGAUCCCUCGGCGGAAUCGGGGAGCUACCUGGCCCGGGACGACUAUCUGUUGAACCGGCCUUGGGUCAUGUAUUACGCCGCUCUUGUCGUGUGGUGCUAUGGCUUUGCGCUGGACGGGCCCCUGCGGCCCUUGCCGGCCUUGGCGACGUAUGCGGAUCGCCGGCGGGAUAUGCACGCUUUCCUGCGGCGGGUUGGUGGUGUGGGAGAACCGAAUGACCUUGAAGGGAUUCAGGGGCGGAAUGGGUGUUUGGGGAUGUUGAUGAUCUUGCGAGAUUCUUUUGCCAAUCCCCGGUGGGAGUUGCUGGGAGAGGCGGCGCGGCUGCUGGACAGUUGCAUUGCCAAGUUGCAGUCAUGA
This is a messenger RNA of Penicillium oxalicum, 2424 nucleotides long. RefSeq names its product putative C2H2 finger domain protein. The transcript has 2 exons. Gene Ontology annotation, molecular function: DNA-binding transcription factor activity, RNA polymerase II-specific; RNA polymerase II cis-regulatory region sequence-specific DNA binding; zinc ion binding. The record is from RefSeq and is a predicted model, not a curated record. The coding region runs from base 1 to 2424 and encodes 807 amino acids. NCBI's taxonomy places the organism in Eukaryota, Fungi, Ascomycota, Eurotiomycetes, Eurotiales, Aspergillaceae. Gene Ontology annotation, biological process: DNA-templated transcription; regulation of transcription by RNA polymerase II. Gene Ontology annotation, cellular component: chromatin.